Molecule: messenger RNA, 393 nt
Organism: Eimeria tenella
Lineage: Eukaryota; Apicomplexa; Conoidasida; Eucoccidiorida; Eimeriidae
Exons: 2
Coding region: 1-393 (130 amino acids)
Source: RefSeq, a predicted model, not a curated record
AUGAGGCUGACUAGUGGAGGUAGUGGGAGAUGGGGCACAAGCGAAGAAAAUAACGAGCUGGGUGGCAUUGUGCAGGCAGCAGAAAGCGGAGACAGUAAGAUAUUUGUGAUUACGGCUGCAAAAGCAGAGGCAGCCGACGCAGAUAUGACAUGCCAAGAAGCUCUCCAGCAGUGGGAGAGUGGGUACGAGGCCUUCAAAGGGCAAGAUCCUCCAGUGUACGCAGACAAUACAGGGACGUACGAAGAUCCCAAUGCUGCGGCUCUUGCGAGCUUAUUGAGCGACAAGGCACAAAGCAUCUACUGUGGGACUGCAACAGAGUGUGGAGAAAAUCCCCCCAUCGUCUGUUACAUCAAGCCUUCCGGAAUAGAAGCUGUCGCAAGUCCAGUAACGUGA